Mesocestoides corti is the source of this 2289-nucleotide messenger RNA. NCBI's taxonomy places the organism in Eukaryota, Metazoa, Platyhelminthes, Cestoda, Cyclophyllidea, Mesocestoididae. The record is from the annotation of a GenBank genome assembly.
AUGAUGGGCAAUAAUGCGUGCCUAUUUGCCGUUCUGCUAUUGGUUGUGGUUUCUACUGCUGGGGAAUCAGAACCCUUCCAUGGACUGAAGAAGCCGCCAAAUUACCACGACGAUGACGACCAAGCUCAGUGCACACCAAUUCGUGAACCCGUCUGCCAGGGCCUUCAGUACACCCACACGAAAAUGCCUAACUGGGUAAAAAUGACUUCACAGGAGGAAGCAGCCAAACGCAUGAUUGACUACAAAUCACUGCUGAACAUUAACUGCUCCCACUACCUCAAACUCUUCCUCUGCACAAUCUACUUCCCCAUGUGCACUCAAGUGCUGGAGAAAUCGGCGCUCAAACCAUGCAAACCCCUGUGCCUUCACGUGCGUCGCAGAUGUGAACCGAUCAUGCAACAGUUUCAGUUCAGUUGGCCUGCAGAGCUGUCGUGCGACGAUCUUCCCGAGUCACCGAAGCUUUGCAUCGAACCAGACGGAUACGCUCUUGACACCCAAAAACCGGUACUCCCUCCAGCCUCCGCCAACAUGGCCGGUGGUUCUUUGGCGUCGCUACAGAGGAUGUAUCCUCAGCUGCACGAUCUCUUCGUCAAAAGACGCCACGGGACGCCUAACAUCGACUCACUGAUCCAGGCGGCUGCUGCCGCCGACGGCGGCAACAUUGUCUUGGCCAGCGAAGCCAACAGAGGAUGCUCAGCCGCCGAAUUCCCUGCCACGUACUUUUCAAAUGACACGUGCUUGACCUACUGCGGUGCUGAUCUCUAUUAUCGCCCUGCGGACAAGAAAUUUGCUCGUGCUUGGCUCCUCGGUUGGUCGAUUUUGUGCGUCGUGUCUUCUGCGCUCACCUUCCUCACGUUCAUUGUGGACAGGUCCCGUUUGCAGUACCCCGAACGUCCGGUACUUUAUCUAGCCGCGUGCUAUUUCGCAAUUGGUGUUGGCUACAUCCUUCAGUAUGGGCUAGGUCCUGAGGUGGUCACGUGCCGCUCCGUCCAAUCCAGCGACAGCAAUACGGUGGAAACACAAAAAUACCUCUUGACAGGCGGACAGGAGAGUACCUGGUGUACUGUGGGGUUCCUCAUUUCCUACUACUUUGGAAUGGCUGGCAAUUUCUGGUGGGUGAUGCUGAGUCUUGCGUGGUACCUCUCCACUUCCCGCAAGUGGGGCCACGAAGGGGUUGAAUCGGUAAGCAGUGUCUUCCACAUGUUCGCUUGGGCGCUGCCCGCAAUUCAAUCCAUCCUUGUUCUGAUUCUGCACAAAAUUGACGCCGACGAACUCACGGGCACCUGCUACACGGGCUUCCACAGCGAAACUGCCCUCAUGUUCUGCGUGCUGCUUCCACAGGCCGCCUCCCUCAUUCUGGGUCUCCUUCUGUUGAGUGUAGGCUUCGCUGCCGUUUUUCGAGUGCGUCGGAAACUCAAAACGCCAAGCGACCGAGAACGCGAGAGCCGGCGUCGUCUGGAGAAGUCCAUCGCGAAACUGGGCGUCUUUGUUGUGCUCUACACCUUCCCGAUGGCGUGUCUGUUGGCGGGGAACUUGUAUGAGUACUUGGGUCAGCCUCGGUGGCGUGCGGCUCUCCGAAGGCUUGAUUUUGCUCGGCCACACUGCCUUUCACCGAGGGGUGUGGCCUGGGGCAUUCCCGAGUGUCACCCCGAUGAUUCACCGUCGUCUGAGGCGGCGAUGUUGCGGAUUUUCAUGUCCUUUGUGGUCGGAAUCACGUCGGGGAUGUGGGUGUGGGCCAACAAGAAGACCUUCGUCAGCUGGAAGCGCGCGAUCUGCCGAGAGAGCAAGCGUCAUGGAAGUCGCCAUCGGCGCGGCUCCUUCGGCAAGUUCGACCGGCCCAAUCUCGGCGCAACCAACGCCUACCACACCCCCACAUUCGAUGCUCCCGCCAACCCUCCACCCCCGUCUGUCGAAGCGUCAGAGGUGGAUCGUCCCGGUGGGGUCUUUGUGUCGGAUUCGAACACAAUCUUCUCGGCUUCAGCUGUGGGUUAUUCCUCGAGUGGGUGCCAGUCCUGUCGAAUGUGUCCUCCGUCUGCUGCCGCUGCUGCUGCAUCCACAGAUCUAACUGCUGGCGGAUACUCCUCGGUGUCACCUCAACCGGGCCUGGAAAUGUACGGCGAGUGUUACAUGCACGCCAAUGCCUGCCAACACCUGAAUCCCCACCACGACCAGCGUUUCCACCAUCGCCACCAUCACCAAAGCUUUCCUUUCCAGAACGGUGCCGGCGCAGGAGGCGGUGCCGGCAUUGCUCCCCUCCUUCACCGACCUCCGACAAGUGAGUGCGUGUAA